AUGCCCGCCUCGACUAGCCGUGCGGGCCCUGCCUCGCGCCGUCGUCUCCCCCACGCCCACUCGAAUCCCUCGCCGAGCUCUUCCCGUCCACCCGCCGCAUCGCCCUCCCCGUCGAGCGCGCAUGCAGGGCUCAAGCCCAGUCGCAAAGCCACGCCCCACAAGUCGCCCUCGUCGAGCUCGGCCAGCAGCAAGGCGAGCGCUGCCGCCCCUUCGCCGGCCCUCCUCGUCCGGCUCGCCUCGUCGUCGUCCACCACGCUCGACAACACGCGCCACAAGCCCGCCUCGACCUCGUCCUCGUCGUCGUCCGAUGCAGGAGGCGGUGCAGCAGGCGGCAAGAAGCGCAAGACGGGCGGCGGCGGCAUCGGGUCCCGAGACGUGCUCGCGCCCGCGCUCGUGGGGUACGGCCGAGGCCGGCGCGCGACGAGCACGACCGCCGUCGCCGCUCUCGCAGGCGCAGACGGAGCAGACGACCGAGGGUACGCCCACGGGAGGGGCAGGAGCCCUGGCUCGGCGGCGGCGCUCCUCCUCUCCGGCCGGCGCAGCGCGACGACGAGCCGCGCUCGUGCCGGCGCAGCAGCGCCGUACCCUGUCCCGAUCGGCUACCCGUACCACCCGCACCAGCACCACCACGUCGCGGCGCAGUACGCCCCAGUUCCCGACCACGCCCUGUCCCCCUCGCGCAUGGCCCGAGCCCUCUCGGCCGGCGGCGCCGCGUCACCGCACCACUCGCCGGGUGCGCCCGGCGCGACGAGCGCAGCGGGCGUGCCGAGCCCGCUCGCGAGGAGCUUGUCGGUCGGCGGGUCGGGCGAGCCGAGGGUGAGGACGCCGAGCGCGCACGGCGGCGGGAACGGCGUUGCGAGGGUCGCCGAACUCGGAGGGCACGUCGGAGAGUACUACGCCAUCGCCGCCUGAGCCGCACGUUCACCUCGAUACCCCCUCUUUCCCCUGCCCUCGCUUUCCCCUUCCUUCCGCAUGUUGCCCUUCCUCAACCCUCUCUUUUGCACUCUCUCGCCCUUUCGCCCUUUCCGUCGUACCUUGCUUGUCCUCACUACCCUUCCUCGCGCCGUUUCUCCCUUUCGCGUUCUGCAACGUCUGCUGCCCGUCUC
Messenger RNA from Rhodotorula graminis WP1, 1106 nucleotides. RefSeq lists its product as uncharacterized. The transcript has 2 exons. Lineage: Eukaryota; Fungi; Basidiomycota; Microbotryomycetes; Sporidiobolales; Sporidiobolaceae. The coding region runs from base 1 to 912 and encodes 303 amino acids. The record is from RefSeq and is a predicted model, not a curated record.